AUGAAAACCUUCCUACUUUCCUCCCGCCAUAGUACAAACAAAAAAAGGAAGAUAGUUGUGACCACACCAAAAAAAUAUCAUGAUCAACUUGGUAGCAGCCUACAAAUCAUCAAUCAAAAAGCAUUUGAAGCGGCUGUUUACAAGCUAUCCACGGCUUCUAAAUCUCCAGUUGGUCUGACGGCACCUCCACCCAACAAUGAUCAAAGCGAGAGUAGCUUACAAAUCAUUAAUCGUAGUGUCUUUGAAGCGGCAGUAAGAAAGUUACCCAAAACUCCUAAAACUUCUGUAAGUUCUUCAUGGGUACGCUCUAUCUGUCUUGGCGAAGGUGCUCAUGGUGUUGUUUACUUAGUCAUACGAAAUGAUUAUGUGAAUGGUGAUGCUUUGCCAUCAAAAAUCGCCAUCAAAAGUGCACCUUUAUCAUCUUCCUUCAAUAUGUGUGAUGAAGAACGAAUUUUGAAGGAUCUUUCAUCUCCUCAUGUUAUCUCUUACUAUGGUAGUAAUAUAGCACCAGCUGAAACUCGACCCCUAGGGAGCGACUACAACUUAAUCCUUGAGUACUGUUCUGGUGGGAGUAUUGCAGACUUUCUCAAGUUCAGAGGAACAGGGAUGGUGGAGUCCGAUGUUCAGCUAUUUGCGCUACACAUCCUAAAAGGUAUCAACUAUGUACACUCAAAGAAAAUCAUCCACUGUGAUAUUAAACCAGCUAAUAUCUUGCUCAAACCGGUUAAUAGCUCAACUAUACUUGGUUGUUUAAUGCCUAAUGGAUUUGAGCCAAAGCUUGCUGAUUUUGGUUUAGCAUUGAGAAAAACCUCAGAUGAGUAUGGGGAUGGUUGUGGGUUUGCAAGAGGGACACUAUUGUACAUGGCUCCAGAGCUUUUAUGUUCUGGAAAUUUGGAUUAUUGUGCUGAUAUAUGGUCCUAUGGAUGCACUAUUUUAGAAAUGUUUACUGGGAAGAAGCCUUGGAGUGAACUUGGCUUAACUGACAGGAAGGAAUUGAAAGAUGUUAUUGGCAACAGCAGUGUCUUACCUGAGCUACCCAUGUGGUUAUCUGAUAGUGCGAGAUACUUCUUAGGAAAGUGCUUAGAAAAAGAUCCUCAGAAAAGGUAUGACUCUAUGUAUUUGCUGGAGCACAAAUUUCUUGCUUCAAUCGUUGGUCACUCUUACUAG
Molecule: messenger RNA, 1167 nt
Organism: Brassica rapa (field mustard)
Lineage: Eukaryota; Viridiplantae; Streptophyta; Magnoliopsida; Brassicales; Brassicaceae
Product: mitogen-activated protein kinase kinase kinase 18-like
Biological process (GO): signal transduction; protein phosphorylation
Molecular function (GO): protein kinase activity; ATP binding
Source: RefSeq, a predicted model, not a curated record